AUGGUCGUGUCGGGGGCUGUCCGCAGCGACACCUGCGCCGCGUACCGUCGCCUGCUGGACGCAGUGAAGCAGGUGACGCGCGACUGCCCGCUGCACAGAACGGAGGGGCUGACGAGGUACGUGGGGCUCCGCUUCUUUGACGCAGCCGAGCAAAACCGCCGCCGUUACCUGCAGCUCCGCGAGGCGGCGGACGCGCAGCGAGGCAGAGGGCGGCGGAGGAAGCUGCAGGCAAUGGAGGCCCAAUACGAGCGCUUCAUCGCGAGGGAAUUGCAGCGGGUGCGUGAGGUGGCGGAACAGAUCCUCCUCGCACCGGGCAAUCGGGCACUUACCUCCAUGUUGCAGGUCCUCGCGGCGGGCGUUGGAAACUCACACUACCAGCAUGCUAUCGAGCGGAACUAUCUUCACUACUGCGAGUUUGAGAACAAGCGGGUGGAGCGGAAUGAGGCGGAUGAGGAGGCGACGGCGGAGCGCCAAAAUCGCAUCAUGCAGCACGCCCUCAUUCCUUACGGGGAGCGUCUUCUUUUUCUCCACCGCCUGGGCGUCAAGGAUGGUCCGGGUGGUGCGCAGGAGCCUGGCAGCCUGACUUCGUGGCAGGUGACAGAGGCCAUUGCUGGGACCCGCAGCGGUGUUUCCGCACACCACAUGUCGCAUGGAAAGGAGGACGUAGUUGUCGAGGUCGACGAGACGUACAAUAAGCAAAUUGUCUACGUGCGGUGUGAGCCGUACGACUGGGAUCGGGAGGUGGAGCGGGUAGAAAUCACGGAGUCGGAGGAGGUGCGUGGCACCGUCUUCCACGCGGAGUACUUCAGCGUGGCGCAGCGUCUCUGCGACGCCUUGUUGGCAGAGACCCCGUUGCACGCCUACCGUUCCACGGUUGUGGUUGGCCACGGCGUUGGAGGGGCGGUGGCGUUUUGUUUGGCGCUUCUGCUGCAUGUCCGUGGCUUUGACGUAAAGAAUUGUGUGACCCUCGGCGCGCCAAAGGCGGUUCAGCAGACGCUUGAGCGCUACAUUCAUGCCAUCAGCCCUGUCCGCGUCGUGCUGGAGGGGGAUCCGCUGAUUGACCUGCCGGUGACGGGGGCCGAGGGGGAGGUGUUCGUGCACUACGGCGAGAUUUUGCAGAUGGCCUCCGCCGCAACGUCGCAGCAGGAGGUGGAGGACGCGGAAGAAGCGCGGCGGCGGGCGAGCACCGGUGACGGGAACGAGGGGGAAGAAGGACGGCGAGAGGUGCAUGUGGCGGCUGCGAGUGAGGCUCUCACCGCGGACGCACUCAGUGACUUUUUGGACCCCGCGCAGCACCCGCCGCCGUCCUGUGAGACAAGUGAGGCCCCAAGGAAUGACGCGGAGGAAGUACAGGCCGACGAGGAAGUGGAGGAAGACGAGGAAGACGCAGCGGAGUUUGGUCGGGUAGCGAGAGAACGGUAUGCGGCGGGCUUCUUGCCGGAAGACUAUAUCGGGCGACUUGUCGAUACUACGGUGCCGUUGACGUACGCCGAGGGUGACGAGGUCUGGGACGAGGGCGACUACGCGCAGAUGCGGCGCGAAUCAGCGCUACACCCUCACGCGCCCAACUCACAUGAGUGA
This is a messenger RNA of Trypanosoma conorhini, 1581 nucleotides long. Its product is annotated as putative lipase. The transcript has a single exon. The coding region runs from base 1 to 1581 and encodes 526 amino acids. The record is from RefSeq and is a predicted model, not a curated record. Lineage: Eukaryota; Euglenozoa; Kinetoplastea; Trypanosomatida; Trypanosomatidae. Gene Ontology annotation, biological process: lipid metabolic process.